Messenger RNA from Lutra lutra (Eurasian river otter), 690 nucleotides. RefSeq names its product cornifelin (gene CNFN). NCBI's taxonomy places the organism in Eukaryota, Metazoa, Chordata, Mammalia, Carnivora, Mustelidae. The transcript has 5 exons. The coding region runs from base 189 to 563 and encodes 124 amino acids. Gene Ontology annotation, cellular component: cornified envelope. The record is from RefSeq and is a predicted model, not a curated record.
ACCCACACCUGUCCGCAUCAUUGCCAUUGCUGUCCUGCAGCGCCCUUCCCCCUGAGAACCCAGCCCCCGGUGCCCCUGCUCCUUGCCCACCGCCCCCACCCCAGUAUCCCGCAGCCCUUGGACUCAGCCACUGUCUCCGCUGCCACUUCUGCCGUCCCCAACGCCGCCACCUCCUCAGGGCCAGCAAGAUGCAGUUUGAGAUGCACGACAACGUGAAAGGCAAAGCCAUGUCCUACCCAGUGACCAGUCAGCCCCAGUGCGCCAGCAGCUGCUACCAGACCCAGCUCAGUGACUGGCACACGGGACUCACGGACUGCUGCAACGACAUGCCCGUCUGUCUGUGCGGCACUUUCGCCCCCCUGUGCCUCGCCUGCCGCAUCUCGGACGACUUCGGGGAGUGCUGCUGCGCGCCCUACCUGCCCGGAGGCCUGCACUCCCUGCGCACGGGCAUGCGGGAGCGCUAUCACAUCCAGGGCUCCGUUGGGCACGACUGGGCGGCCCUCACCUUUUGUUUGCCCUGCGCCCUCUGUCAGAUGGCGCGGGAAUUGAAGAUCCGAGAGUAAAGAAGCUCCCCGCGCCGCCUUUUCCACCUGUCCCGCCCCGGCCCCCUCUGUCCUCUCUGCCCUCUCGUGGGAGGGCCUGCCCCUCCGCCCUAUCCCGCUACCAGAAAUACACCCACAAUAAAAACCU